GAGUGGCAGUAGGCGAUGGCAUCAAAAUGCUGAGGAGAUUCACGCUGCAUUGACUUGUUUCUCUUGCUUCGUUCAUUAGGAUAAGGAAGGAAGGAAGGAAGUGGUGUGUUGGGUCGGAAUCUGUGGGAAUGGGAUCUUGCCUCUCCGUCGCGGGGGCACCAUCGGAUGCAUGCGAUGACCGGUUGUGGAGUCCAACCGAAUUGUCGGAUUAUAGGAUUGAAAUGCGGGUUCACAGAGUUCCUGGGAGAUUGUUCUUGAACGGUUCAUCGCAGAUUGCUUCCUUGUACUGCAGAAAAGGCUACGGAGAGAUCAACCAGGAUGCAAUGCUUGUUUGGGACAACUUCUGUUCGAACGACGGCACCGUUUUAUGCGGUGUCUUCGAUGGCCACGGACCUUAUGGCCAUUUGGUUGCAAAGAAACUCAGGGAUUCCUUUCCUUUAAAGCUCAUGGCUCAGUGGAAUUCCUCAAAUCCUGACAGCACAUACAGCAAUCGCAAUUUCUUUAGCACAUCCAUGAACAACGACUUGGAACCUUGUACCAUUGCCCCAACUGAAAUUGCGACGCUGAGACAAUCUUUUAUCACAGCUUCCAAGAUCAUGGACAGAGACCUCAGAAUUCAGAAUCAGAUCGAUUGCUCCUCUAGUGGCUCCACGGCUGUUACCUUGCUCAAGCAGGGCCACGACCUUCUUAUUGCUAAUGUGGGUGACUCCAGAGCUGUAUUGGCUACCCAUGACCGCAAUGGUUCCCUUAUUGCCAUUCAGCUUACCACUGACCUUAAGCCUGAUCUUCCAAGGGAAGCAGAGAGGAUAAGGAUUUGUAAGGGAAGAGUGUUCGCCCUUCAAAAUGAACCGGGAAUUUAUAGAUUAUGGCUUCCCAAUGUUGACUCCCCUGGGCUUGCCAUGUCAAGGUCUUUUGGAGAUUUUUGUCUCAAGGACUUUGGACUCGUCUCUGUUCCUGAUCUCUCUUAUCAUCGCCUCAAUCACAGGGAUCAAUUUGUUGUGUUAGCCACAGAUGGGGUAUGGGAUGUUUUAUCAAACGAAGAAGUUGUGUCCAUUGUGUCAUCUAGUCCACGCUCUUCAGCGGCUCGAAUGCUGGUUGACGCAGCUGUUCAUGCAUGGAAAACCAAGCUUCCCACUUCUAAGGUUGAUGAUUGCUCUGUAGUUUGCCUCUUCCUUAAUUCCAUGUCGGACUCAAAACCAUCGACUCCCAAAAAAGACCCAUCAAAUGUCGUUGAGCAGUAACCACCACUACAUAGAGCGGAACCUUAACGAAAGUGCCCACACUAUAUAUCUUUUAUGUCAACCAUCACUCUCUUAAUUUAGAAGAAGGACUGUUUGGCUGCAUUCCCAAUUUCAGAAAUACACUCACAUCCUAAGUUAUAUGGAUGGAGAGAUGUAGCGAUGUAAAUACAUACGGAACAUAAUUUCAUUAAACCUCGGGUGUGUGUGCAAAAUGACAUAAUCUAUCUUAUAUUUUUACAUGUACAGGGUAAAGGGAUACUACUGUCAUUUUCUUUUUAGCCGAAGGUCUUUUCCCUAUCUGUAUAUCCAAGUCUCUAGAUUAUAUUAUGUAGUUCAUCCAGGGGUUGCUUCAAACAAGAGAAAUGAAAAGAAUAAGAAUCUUAUUUGCUA
Vigna radiata var. radiata (mung bean) is the source of this 1631-nucleotide messenger RNA. Its product is annotated as probable protein phosphatase 2C 33. Gene Ontology annotation, molecular function: protein serine/threonine phosphatase activity. NCBI's taxonomy places the organism in Eukaryota, Viridiplantae, Streptophyta, Magnoliopsida, Fabales, Fabaceae. Bases 129 to 1241 code for a protein of 370 amino acids. Gene Ontology annotation, biological process: protein dephosphorylation. The transcript is spliced from 5 exons. The record is from RefSeq and is a predicted model, not a curated record.